Rodentolepis nana is the source of this 2343-nucleotide messenger RNA. The record is from the annotation of a GenBank genome assembly. Lineage: Eukaryota; Metazoa; Platyhelminthes; Cestoda; Cyclophyllidea; Hymenolepididae.
AUGAUGGAGUCUAACAUUCAGCUUCAAGCCGAUCUUGAUCGUAUAUUUUCUCAAUCUCCUAAAUUGAACCUCUCUUCAGAUGAUACUAAACAACAUUUUUCUGAUUUACGGAAACGUUCUACAACUAUGACAUAUACAAUGUCAUGUGAUCCGGAUGUCGUCCGAAUUACUUCCUCGGACAAUUGUGUUAACUACUUUAAAUCUGCAUUAGAUUACAUCAUGGAAGAAUUGCCAUAUUUAUUAUCUAAACGCUUUGAAGUUCACUUUUUUCAUAACUUUAAGUCUCUGUGUGUGGCCUUAUGGAAUUUCACAGAUAAAAGUUGUGACCUUUGCAAUCGUUUUGUUUUAGCUGAUGCUCAUAGAUCGCUUUGGAAAUUGCUAUCCAGUUCAGAAAUAUCUUCUAGUUUCUCUCUUUAUAACGGUGCCAUAUUACUAGCCCUCUGCGCACUUGGAAUUCUCCACAAUAUUCUCCAAUACUGUCCUCGAGCUCGUGACGACUAUCGAGAUUGGGAAGGUAUAGAGAUCUUAGAGCCUUAUGUUGCUGAUGCUUCUGCAUCAAAGGAAUGUAGCAAACAUCUGAUCUCCCUCAAAACUGCUGCCCUGUUCACACUAGCUGCUAUCGUUAAUGAAAAUGAAAACGUUCCCGCUAUUACUGCCGACCAGGGUGUUCUUAAUUAUAUCCUGAAUACAUUAAAUGACUCUUUACAAUCUCCUCCUGAUUACUACUCUGCAACUUAUGGUUUUCAUGCGGCAGAAGUUUUCGUAUGUCUCGGUUGUUUAGCAAGACUAGAAUCUAAUAAAAAAAGCCUUGUUGAUAAAAAUGCGCUUGACUACAUUUCGACCGCUUUGCAGAUAUCACUUCGCGUUAAAAAUGGUUUUAGCAAUGCGGCUUCGAAGUCUGCUACCACAUCCAGACAUAGCUAUCGGUUUUCUGAGGAUACUCUGGCAAAAGAGGCCAUGGAUUUACUCUGGUUUUUAAGCUGCUUACCAGAAGCUCGUGAACGACUUAAAGAGACCUCAGAUCUCUACAAACUCUGUGUUCAAUUCAAUGACACACGGUUCACCGCGGAAUGUCGGAAAUCGGUACAAGCCCUAUUUUGCAUCCUCUCGCAACACUUGAGCCUUUUUGAUGAGUCGGGAAAAUUGAGUGCUUGUGCCAUAACCACCUCUCCUAAACCGCGUGGACACGUUAUGAUCAGCUAUAACAAUAAGUCUCAGCAUAUAGUCUCAAAGUUGAAACAGGCUCUUGUACUGAGAGGAUGGAAUGUAUGGAUUUAUAAAGAACAUUGUCAACACGGAUCCUUCCUGCAACAGAUGGCCCAAGCCGUGUUUGAUGCAGCAGCAAUGAUACUAUGUUUGAGCUCCGAGUACAACGCGUCCUGUCAUUGCGUAAAGGAAGUGAUAUCUGGCUACGAUAACCGCAUCCCUCAGGUUCCGGUUAUUUUGGAACCGGACUACACUGCAAUCAAUUAUAUCCGAUUCGUCAUAACUGGUGUUCAACGCGUUAAACUCUACAAUGACUCCCAAGUGGAAGAUGCUGCCGAUAAGCUAACGGAGCAACUCCGUCACUAUGGUGUGAUACGAGAGGGUACGAACCUCAAUCAGACUCGGCCUCCUCCUACAACUCUAUCUGUCAGAAACCCUCCACCCUCACUUUCCAUUAGUUCCUCCAAACGUCAUCAAAGAUCUCACUCGGAUUGUCUCGGCGGUACGUUCGUUAAAUGUCCACCACCUAGGUCGGAUCAGACCUCUAUAUCAACAGAGGCGUCAGCAUCCUUGACACCACUUGCUCAAAACCCUGCCAAGGACUUCCAUUGCUCAUCUCGUCAACUUAAAGGUAGCUCUUUAGCUCAUCCUCCACCAAAUCUGGAACGAUUAGUAAUCGGUUCUUCAGGAGUGAGCCCACGAUCGCAACGUUGCGACGGAGCUCCAGGAGGUGCCUACUUCUUCAAUUCCACAUCGCAAAUCGACACAGCUUCUUGUAGCUCUGCAGUGACUGGUGUAAUGGGUUCUGCAAUCAUUCAACUUCCCUCGGCCUUUGAGUCCUACCUUGUGGAACAGGUUCCUUCAAAAGCCGUGCGAUCGUGGCAAGAGGAGCAAGUUCGAGCGUGGUUGACUGAGUACUCGCUUGAACACUACGCUCAUGCCUUCGCCCAUAUCACUGGCAUUCAGCUAUAUGAGCUCGCAUGGCAACGAAUUCGUGGAUGUGAUUCCUUCUUCCGCAAUCUCGCCUUUACCCUUCAUAUGCCUCUGUAUGAGCAGCUACUUCUCUCGAGUGCUCUUGCAAAUCUGCACAACUACCCUGAUCCUUCUUCGUCUUGCACUUCAUCUCCUCCUUCCUAA